This is a messenger RNA of Poecilia reticulata (guppy), 1718 nucleotides long. It is a transcript of the gene plekhj1, whose product is annotated as pleckstrin homology domain containing, family J member 1. The record is from RefSeq and is a predicted model, not a curated record. Gene Ontology annotation, biological process: endosome organization; receptor recycling; retrograde transport, endosome to Golgi. Lineage: Eukaryota; Metazoa; Chordata; Actinopteri; Cyprinodontiformes; Poeciliidae. Gene Ontology annotation, cellular component: recycling endosome; early endosome; trans-Golgi network.
CAACCUUCGCAAAUCUUAUCAUAGAGGCRCAGAGUAGUGAGUUUAUCCGGUGUGUAGCAGAAGGAGAAGUGUGGACACGGAUGUUCAACAACCUCACCGCAGAGAUGAGUGGACUGCCUCGGUCACAGUGCGAGGACAUCAGAUAAAGAAGAAGCGAACUCGACUUGAGAAACACCAACAUCGCUCCGGCAUAUUUAUCGUUUGAGAACUUCUUUGAAAUGUUUUUAUUGCGUAAAGCGAGCCACUCGUAGCCAAAGAAAACCCCUCCGCCUUCUUCAGUGACCGAGAUGCGUUUCAACGAGAAGGAGCUGGUAUGUUUGAGCCGCCAACCCUCAGAGAUGGCAGCAGAGCUGGGAAUGCGAGGUCCCAAGAAAGGAGACGUUGUCAAGAGGAGGCUGGUGAAACUGGUAGUYAACUUUCUGUUUUACUUCCGGACUGAUGAAGAGGAGCCAAUCGGGGCUCUGCUGUUGGAGCAGUGUCGUGUAGAGAGAGAGGACAGUCAGACUUUCUCUAUUGCAUUUCUAGAUGAAGCGGAGAGGAAAUAUCUGUUUGAGUGCGACUCUGAGGAGCAAUGUAAGGAGUGGAUAGACUCUAUUAUCAAAGCCAGCUACGAAUUCAUGAGGAAGAAUCUUAUAUUCUAUCGAAUGGAAAUCCACAGGCUCACUGGAAAGGAUCCAUUGGAGCAGUACGGUAUAUCUGAUGAAACCCGCUUCCAGGUCAACAGUGGCUCGCAUUUCAUGGCCAGAGAUACCUCCUCCCUGUAGACCAGGAGGCUGUGCUCGGAUUAUUUUGUUUAGUUUGCCAUUCCAUCAUUCGCUUUUCUUCAAAACAGAGAUUCUGUCCUCCAGUUUUCUCMAUCUGCAUUGGUCUGUUCUGUUGGAUUGUCAGACUCCUUGUUUUUAAUCAUUUUUCUGUAUAUAUAUAUAUAUAUUUUAUGAAAUAUUGUACUUUUCAGAGAAUGUGAUGCUAAGAGAAGGACUGUUUCUGAGAUGGGAUUCCUGCAUUCAUUUUGUGUGCAAUCAUUUCAAAUAGAGCCUAAUUCAGGAUACCUUAACAUGUGAUAUAAACCCAACCAAAUUUAGAAGUAGCCCACAAUUAACUCUCAUUAUAAUUGUAAAAACUUUGCUAGAUAACUGUUCUGGCUUGACUUUCUUUAGGCUCUCAAUCUACAGAGCUAAACACCACCCCCAUUUUUCAUUUUAGCUGUUUUGAAUGUUUCUUCAGUUUAUAUCACAUUUAAAAUUUGUUUUUGCACAUAUCACUGGAAAUGUUUUUUUUUUUUUGGUUUUUUUUUAGUAGAAAUACAGUCAUUUCUACUAAAUGACUGUAUUUCAUUUAGGUUUAAACCUAAUCUAGGUUAAACCUAGUUUAGGUUUAACCUAAUCUAGGUUUUUCCACAACUGUGAAUCAGAUUAAUUUAGCUAAGCUAUUGGACUAUUUAGAAAACAGCACUCUUGACAUUAAUCCUGAAAUAUAAUGUCACAAUUUACAAAGUCAGAGCAAAUUAUAGUUGGGAAUUUUGCUGUCUGGUUAUAAUUUUCCACUGGGUUUUGCAGUAUCACACAAAUUAUAAUGCUGUUUGUCAAGAGUUCCAGGACUUGUCAUUGAAUGUAUGUUAUUUUUAAUCUUUUGCACAUAUUGUUUCUUUUAGUACUUAUUUUCAGUACACUUGUUUCACUGGCAUUUCUUUUUAUACCAAUAAAGCAGUUUGAAAGAGA